AUGUCAUCGUUGCAAGUGUUCCGGCUAAACCUCCUGCAGCACGUACUCCGGGCCCUCAAGAAGACAAGGCUCCCGGUGACGCCUCCAAAAAAAAUUCAGAAUCUCCUACUGCUGGCGCUGCGGGUGCGGCUGGUGCCCCUUCACCGGCUGAAGCUCCGAGUGACUCUGGUGAAAUUGGUCCGGCCACACCUUUGGAAGCAGAACCUCCGAGCCCUCAAGAAGACAAGAUUUCUCGUGAAACAUCUUCCAGACCGGAUUCUGAACCUUCUCCUGCUGUCGUCGAGAAUUCCGCGGAUGUCCCUCCUCCUCCACCUGCAACUCCAGGCGGCGCUGUUGCUGACGCUGCGGCCACGACGGAUACUUCUGCUGCAGCCAUGGGAGCACUGGAUUCCGCCCCCUCUGGUGAUCCUCAAAGCCCUUCACAUUCUGCCUCUGCUGCUUCUCCUGCACCCGAAUCCAUACCAGAUCCGGAGCCCGCAGAAGGCGGCGGCCACUCCUCCCAUGACCCUCCAGUGGAGCUGCAGGAAGAGACUGCUGCCGCGCCACCGACUCAGCUGUCCCAGACCGGCGAGGACGGGGGUGCAGCGGGAGGCGCCGAAGAGGACACCGCCACCACCACCGACACUGCUUCUAGCAAAGGAAAUUCUACGGCGGCAAGCAUGCCGGCUCCCCUUUCCUCUGCGCCCACAAAGAACGCACUGGAGAUCAGUGUGGGAACUGACGCCUGCUUCCAUGACACCCGUCUGCAUGCCCUGCCACCGCUUGUUCUGGCUGCGCUCACCUACGGGACACUGA
This is a messenger RNA of Trypanosoma cruzi, 795 nucleotides long. RefSeq names its product serine-alanine-and proline-rich protein, putative. The record is from RefSeq and is a predicted model, not a curated record. The coding region runs from base 1 to 795 and encodes 264 amino acids. The transcript has a single exon. Lineage: Eukaryota; Euglenozoa; Kinetoplastea; Trypanosomatida; Trypanosomatidae.